Messenger RNA from Fonsecaea nubica, 1017 nucleotides. RefSeq lists its product as hypothetical. The record is from RefSeq and is a predicted model, not a curated record. The coding region runs from base 1 to 1017 and encodes 338 amino acids. Lineage: Eukaryota; Fungi; Ascomycota; Eurotiomycetes; Chaetothyriales; Herpotrichiellaceae. The transcript is spliced from 2 exons.
AUGCGAUACUCAACAAAAACAUUGUUUCCUAGCGACAUCUGGAUGAUCGGGCAGCAGAAGGUCGAGAACAAGAAAGCCAAGCCUCAGCCUCAGGAGUUUGUCGAUACCGCCAGAGCCGCAACUUCGAACACGAUCGUCAUGGCCGAUUAUCUGAUCAAGGCCCAGAAAAAGCAACAAAAAGCCAAAUCUGAGUCAUUCCGUCUCCUCAUGGACCAUCUCGGCUUUUUCCACGAUGGCCUCAGCUUCUGGGCCAAUCAAUUGAGGAAAAAGCCUGGUCGGAUCGACUUCCAAGGCGAGUUAACCAGACUAGAGGACUUGAGGAUAGACUUGAGAACGCUGAGGAGAAAAAUCCGAAUCGUCAAGCCGGGAUUCAAGCUGUGGAGAAAGAAAUGGGACCUUCCAACCGUCUCGCCAAUAGUGCUGAUUCUUGACAUGGAGCUUCAGGCCUUCAAGUCAGCUCCAAAAACUCUUGAUGAAGUUGAAAGCGAAAUACUUCAAUGCUUGGUGCUGGGACCGUGCGACGAAAUACCCGACCAGGCAGGUACAGGUCUUCCUGCCAUCGUCGCGGUAUGUAUUAGUGGUGAGCAAGUCAUAUGGGGGGAGUGCAAAGCGCGAUGGUGGCCGUUUUGUGUCGUCGACUCUACCUUCGGCGAAAUGCGACUUGGCCGACUUCCGGACCACGAGGAUGCUUUACAGCAGCGGACCAUAGAGUUUCAGGACGCCUGGGGCAAGGCCAAGGGCAACAUGGAAAAGAUGGAUGAACUCGUCAAAAACCUUGAACCAUUCGAACACGAGGAGCAGCUGAGAGCGUAUCAUCUCUGCUUUGAUGGUCGAACGAGCAUGUUGAAUCGAUGUCCUCCGUGUCUCAAGUGCUCUUACGUGUAUAGGUGGGGUGGGGAGGAAAAGGUGGAAAAGGCAAUCCAGAAAGGGAAGUUUAAUCGGGGCAAGAACUGUGCUGAAGACGACGUCCAUUUGCGCCUUGUCUCACAACUGGCCGAGGACGCGCAGGAUGAUUGA